Messenger RNA from Perkinsus marinus ATCC 50983, 331 nucleotides. RefSeq names its product cellular nucleic acid binding protein, putative. The transcript is spliced from 3 exons. The record is from RefSeq and is a predicted model, not a curated record. Gene Ontology annotation, cellular component: cytoplasm. Gene Ontology annotation, biological process: positive regulation of cytoplasmic translation. Gene Ontology annotation, molecular function: zinc ion binding; single-stranded RNA binding; translation regulator activity. Lineage: Eukaryota; Perkinsozoa; Perkinsida; Perkinsidae. The annotation marks the transcript as partial.
AUGGCCGCUACAGCUCCUUCUCAAGCUUGCUUCAUCUGUAACGAGACUGGGCACUAUGCUAGGAAUUGUCCACGACAAUUUGAUGAUGACUCGCGAGCGCGUCGUCGCCCACAGAACUGCUAUAACUGUGGUCAGCCUGAUCAUCUCGCCCGAGAUUGUCCCAAGGAUCAAAGCAAUGACAGGCCGUGCUUCAAGUGUCAACAAGUAGGGCACUUCGCAAGGGAUUGCCCAUCAGCUGACACGAGGAACUGCUUUCGUUGUGGCCAGUCUGGUCAUCUGGCACGUGAGUGUCCUAACGAGGAAAACAAUCAAGAUAACAACAACAACAAUC